GUUGGCCCAUAUCUAAUCAAAUGAGCAAAAACAUCCAUUGACGCUGUCGGGCGGCCGUGACUCUGCAAAUCGAUCGGUCUGCGAGACUGUGACUCUGCAAAUCCUGAUAAACGAAGAUGAAGCACACGACAUGGCCAGGCCGAUCAGACGGCCUUCGUUUCACGGCCUUUCGGUUAUGGAACACCAAGGGUGAAAAGCACCACAAGCUCCACCCGACGAAGCACAGCAAUCGAAUGUCCAGCGGAAGAGCAUCGUCGUCAUCUUCAACGGACGGUCGCGAUUUCUCGGCGCUGCCGUACGAAUUGAUAAUGAUAAUCGGGGUUUCGCUGAGCCACCCGAACCUCAGAGCGGCGUCGUUGGCGUGUAAGUCGUGGUACGAGGCACUUCAGCCGCUGAGACAGGCGAUGCUGUAUAUGAGAUGGGGAAAGCGGUUCAAGCACGGCCGAGGUGGGGUCCAGCCCAACAUGGACAAGGCUCUCGACGCGUUUCUGAAAGGCGCGGCUCUGGGGUCCACCAUGGCUAUGGUGGAUGCCGGGCUUAUAUACUGGGAGAGAGGCCUCAAGGACAAGGCCGUCGCUUUGUAUCAGAAAGCUGCAGACCUGGGAGACCUGUCUGGGAAGUGCAAUUUGGGAAUUGCCUAUCUGCAAGUUGAACCUCCAAAUCCAAAGGAAGCUGUAAAAUGGUUAUAUCAUGCAUCCAAUGAGGGCCAUACCCGUGCCCAGUACCAGCUUGCACUUUGUCUGCAUCACGGCCGUGGGGUUGAUCGUAACAUAAAAGAGGCGGCAAGAUGGUAUUUGAAAGCUGCAGAAGGUGGUUAUGUGCGUGCCAUGUACAAUGUAUCACUGUGCUACAAAUUUGAGGAAGGGUUAGCGCGCAGUCAUCGCCAAGCAAGAAAAUGGAUGAAGAGAGCAGCCGAUCGUGGGCACAGUAAAGCUCAAUAUGAGCAUGGACUCGCUCUUUUUUCUGAAGGAGAAAAGAUAAAAGCUGUAGUCUACUUGGAACUUGCUACCCGAGGUGGGGAAAGUGCAUCAGCUCAUGUCAAGGAUGUGAUUCUUCAACAGCUUUCAGAAACUUCACGUGAUGAUGUAAUGCUUCUUGUCAACCAAUGGCGUGCUUUGCCCUCAUCUUCCUGAUGGUUAGAAAAUCAUCCCUUUAAUUCAUGCGACCGUUUUGGGCUGCAUAGUCAUCCUCUUUCUGAUGAGUGAUGGUAGUUUCUUAUAUUAGAUAUGGAGAAGAUCUGUAUAUUUCUAGAAGUGUUGUGUUAUUAACAACAGUUCUUGUAUGCACUUUUCUAAAAAUUUGACGUGAUUGGCGUAGAAGUAUUACUGUUGCCGAAAUACUGGUUUUAGUUGUGCAUGCUUAUUAGUGCUAUUGCACAUAAACUUUGCAAUGCUAACUUAGGAAGAGUGAGUUAGUAAUGAUCUCAAAAGAGUGUCAUCAGGGAAUUACUUGUGUCUGUAGACGAUUUUCGAAGUCCAGCCAUGUUGCUUGUAUGAAGUGAAUUCACAAUAUCAAUCCGACAGUUCCAGGACUUGUUAAGGAUAGUCAGGAUUCACCUUGCAGAUAUUCAAUGGAGCAAAUGAUCCCUCAGGGCACGUGUUGGAAACCCUGCUAGUUGACCGACAAGAUCGGGUCCUCCUGUAUUGAUUUUGGAGUUCCAGAAGGCAUACUUGAGAUUUUUGUUUGUAUGAGAAUAUAGAACCUUACGAGAAAGGACGCAACUGAACUGAGAAUAUAUUAUUUUCAUAUAAAAAAGUCAUCACUCUGUUUUUUUACCAAGAA
Molecule: messenger RNA, 1782 nt
Organism: Prunus avium (sweet cherry)
Lineage: Eukaryota; Viridiplantae; Streptophyta; Magnoliopsida; Rosales; Rosaceae
Product: F-box family protein
Molecular function (GO): protein binding
Source: RefSeq, a predicted model, not a curated record